Vicia faba (fava bean) is the source of this 438-nucleotide messenger RNA. The record is from the annotation of a GenBank genome assembly. NCBI's taxonomy places the organism in Eukaryota, Viridiplantae, Streptophyta, Magnoliopsida, Fabales, Fabaceae.
AUGGAAGGAGUUUCGAAUUCGACAAAUGGAAAUGUUGAUCAGAUAAAGUAUAGAGGAAUUCGUAGGAGACCAUGGGGAAAAUAUGCAGCAGAGAUUCGCGAUCCGACAAGGAAAGGAACAAGAAUAUGGCUUGGAACAUUUGAUACUGCUGAACAAGCUGCAAGAGCUUAUGAUGCUGCUGCUUUUCAUUUUCGUGGUCAUAGAGCUAUUCUAAACUUCCCUAAUGAAUAUCAAGGUCCUAAUUCAUCAACUUCUUCAUUACCUAUGCCUCUUACAGCGCCUCCUCCUCCUCCUCCUAAUCAUAAUCCUAAUCUUAAUAUUAAUCCUAAUCCACCUUCUUCUUCAUCUUUAUCUUCUUACUCUGUUGAUGAUAACUAUGAUUUUGAAUUUUUGGACAAUAAGAUGCUUUAUGAACUCCUUCAAGAUGGAACACAGUGA